Molecule: messenger RNA, 4059 nt
Organism: Rattus norvegicus (Norway rat)
Lineage: Eukaryota; Metazoa; Chordata; Mammalia; Rodentia; Muridae
Source: RefSeq, a predicted model, not a curated record
AGGGCACAGGUCUGUUCACGAGGUCUCCAUUUUCUUUAUCUAAUGAUCCCUUAGGUCUCAUUCUAAAUACAAUGACCCUAAAGACUAGGGGUUCAGCAUAAGACACACAGUGUGACCGUACACCAGUGCGAAAUGUUGCAUAAGAAGUUGUAGGACAGCUUCUCAACACUGUCUCGGCACCAACGCACUGCACACUGCCCUUUGCUCUCCCUGCUUCCAUAUCUAACCCUAGUGGAUCCUUGUUUGCAUGGGAACCUUUUAGAUUUCCUGGUAGCUUUGGGUUUUGCCCAGUCUGAGCAUCUGGGACACUUAGUUCCAUGAUGGUACUUGUGUUUUCUUUGGUCUUCUUACUUACUCUUGUUUCCUGUAGACCAGACAGUUUAAAAAUUUGGGGGGCUGGAGAGAUGGCUCAGUGGUUAAGGGCACUGACUGCCCUUCCAGAGGUCCUGAGUUCAAAUCCCAGCAACCACAUGGUGGCUCACGACCAUCUGUAAUGGGAUCUGAUGCCCUCUUCUGGUAUGUUUAUAGACAGCUACAGUGUACUCAUAUAAAUAAAAAUUAAUGAAAAAUAUUAAAAUGUUGUUAUGUAAGAGUCAAAAAUACCAUUUUAUGUUUAUAGAUAUACUCUAAAAUUGGCUCUCUUGGUCCUAUCUUAUUCCUAAUAAGAACAAAGCCCCAGAAUGUUCCACACUUUCAGCAAAGUGGCUUGUUACCAUGGUGACAAGGAAUCUGCUUAUUCUGAGUCAGGGUUCUCUGUUCUCUUGCUUUUGGGAGAAUAUUUAAAAAACCGAUCCAAAUACCUUCUUGUAUACUUGACAGUGUGGCCUGUUCAGGAUAUAUCUAAAUAGCCUUAGCUUACAAAUAUGGCAGCCCAGCUAAGGUAUAUUAGAAGAGAGGGACAGUCCCUUGAAUUGAGAUUCUGUCACCUUGUGAGGACUUCAAAACAGACUGUGGUGGGCUUCUUACAGGCACGGGAGCUGCACGUUUCUGAGAACUUGAGCUCACUGCCGCCUCCUCCCCUUGUGCGGAUCUGACCAGCCAGCUCGCUGCCAUCCACCGAGAGGAACCGUUCUUCAUGCAGUUGUUGAAGCCAUAAACUCGAGGAUCCUUGAUGCUUCUCCACCUUCUAACUUUAGGACAGAUGCUUCAGCACAGACUGCCUCCCUGGCUUCCUGUUACACGGGUCUGCCUCACUCACCUCCUCAGCUCCAAGCCGAAGCCCCCCAGUUCCCUUUGCUGGGUGCCACAGACACAGUUACCGAGGCUCUCGCUAACCCUAGUAUGAGGUUUAAAACAGAAUCUGGGCCUAAUCCCAGGAAAGCGGAUGAAUUUCUAGGGCCUUUCCAAGAGCCUGAGAAGCUGGGCAUCUGUUAUGCACCUUAAGCCAUACUGGAAGCUCCAGAAGAAAGAGCGGCCUCUGAGCCACGGAAACACGGACGGUGAUGCGAAGGGCAGAGCUAACUGCAUGAAACCCACCCCCUCCCCUUCCGCCUCUCCUGUCAAAGCAUCAUCUAGGAAGCCUUUCGGGAUCCUUUCUCCAAAUGUCCUGUGCAGCAUGAGUGGGAAGAGCCCCGUGGAGAACAGCUUGAGUGUUAAAGCCACAAGGAAUGCGCCGUCUGCAGCCGUGCAGCAGACUGAAGGAGGCCUGCCGGGGAGCUGGGCUAUUGUCAAACCUGGAAACACCAAGGAGAAAAUUGCGUUCUUUGCAGCCCACCAGUGCAGCAAUAGGAUAGGCUCUAUGAAAAUAAAAAGCUCCUGGGAUAUCGAUGGGAGAGCCACUAAACGAAGGAAAAAAUCAGGGGAUCUUAAGAAAGCCAAGUUACAGCUAGAAAUGAUGAGGGAGAUCAACAGCCAGUGCUACCAGUCGGAGCCAUUUGCCUGUGGUGUCGAGCACUGUUCUGUGCAUUACAUGAGUGACAGUGGGGACGGUGUCUAUGCUGCGAGGCCUCUGUCAGUGAUACAGAUGGUUGCCUUCCUCGAGCAGAGAGCCACUGCUCUGCUAGCUAGCUGCACAAAAAACUGCACAAAUUCGCCUGCCAUUGUGAAGAUUUCUGGCCAGUCCCGAGGUAUGCCACCUGUACCUGAGCCCUUCUCUGCUCCAGACACUUGUGAAGAAUCCAAGGAAAGAGAAAAUCCUGAGAUUGGCAGAUCCCAGAGUGAGCCAGUCCGUGUCCUUGACAUGGUAGCCAGGUUGGAGUCCGAGUGCCUGAAGCACCAGGGCCAGCGGGAACCUGGGAGCUUGUCACGGAAUAACAGCUUCCGUCGGAAUGUAGGCAGGGUGUUGCUCACAAACGGCUCUCAGGCCAGCGACAAAAACGGAGAGGGCUCUGCAGACACGCCCGGCACUCAGGUGCACCCCUUGCAGCUGGUAUCUGUGGGUGAAGGACCCCCUGCAACUGACCGUUCUGCAGGGGAGCAGGCCUGGGAUGGCACUUCUCAGGGCUGUCCCUCAUUGCCGGCUGAUGUGAGCUUCCACACAGACAGCACCGAAUCAGAGCCGGCUCUGCAUACAGCUGUGAAACACUGCAGCCGCAAUGAUGUAGAAAUGGCAGAGGAAUUUGAUGAAUUGCCUACAGAUGCUGUCAGCUGUAGAGAGCUUGUAACACUCACAAGCCACAGUCCUGAGCAGAGACAAGAACCUCUGUGCGUUAGCAUCACUGUGUGCACAGUGGAGAAAGCCCAGCCAUCUGCGCUAGACCCCCUUGAAGAGCCUCUUCCUGGGAUGCUGUUCUUUCUGUCACCUGGGCAGGACCAGCAGGCGCACCCCCAGUUGAGUGAACACCCAGCACCAGAGGCGACAGAGGCCAGUCAGCCUCCAGAUGCUGCUGAGGGCAGCAGUGCCCGUGAGGAGAAAGAUGCCUCUCUGGAGCCGCUUGUUCCAGCAGCCUCUGGGGAAGGAAGCACCUCACAGGGGCUUGAGGCAGCCACGUGUAAGAAGCAGGUGUCUCAGGACUUCCUGGAGACCAGGUUUAAAAUCCAGCAACUUCUGGAACCUCAGCAGUACAUGGCAUGCCUGCCUCACCACAUCAUGGUGAAAAUCUUCAGGUUACUCCCGACCCUGAGCUUAGCAAUCCUUAAAUGUACCUGCCGCUACUUCAAGUCCAUCAUUGAAUACUACAACAUCAGGCCAGCGGACUCUCGGUGGGUCCGAGACCCGCGCUAUAGAGAAGACCCUUGCAAGCAGUGCAAGAAAAAGUAUGUGAAAGGGGACGUGUCCCUGUGCCGGUGGCACCCCAAACCCUACUGCCAGGCAUUGCCGUAUGGGCCUGGGUACUGGAUGUGCUGCCACCAGUCUCAGAAGGGCUUUCCGGGCUGUAAGUUAGGCCUUCAUGACAAUCACUGGUUACCCGCCUGCCACAGCUUUAAUCGGGCAAUCCAUAAGAAAUCAAGAGGGAGUGAAACGGAAGAAGAGUACUGAAGGCCAGCCUUCAGGGGUGCGACCUCGCCCAGCCCUUCUGGAUCUCUGCUCAGAUCUGACUGCCACUGCUCAGGCAUUUUAAACUGUUUCCCAGCUAUACAGGAGAUUAGCUCCAUGACUGUAUGGUGGUGCCUCACUUUAACCUAUCCAGCUGUGAAGGACUCCUGCCUGCUUUCCUCCAUCCAGGACAUUCAGAGGUCACCAGGCAGUCUCCACAAGGGGACCCUGAAGGGCUCCAACACUGGCUCUGUAUCUGGAGUGAGUGAGAAGGAAAGCAAACCUUUGAGAAUUUAUGCCUCAAAAAAGAAAAAGCAGGCACCUUAGCCUAGCCCCUGUGUGCUUGUUCCUGUGAGAAUGGUGAUGGAGACGGGUAUGCCCUGUGGUGUUUACAGUGUACAUAAUGGGUGUUUGCACAGGGCUGUGACGUGCACAUUAAACCAGAGCGCCUUUACCUGUAGAUGAGUGCUUUGCCCUCUGUAAAUAACGUGAUUAAAAUUCAGUAUUGUAUAUUAUGAACAGCUGACUAAGCAUAAUCACCACAGAAUAAGACUAUCAUAUAAUAGAUUAAAAUGUUGUGCAUCCUUUUAUCUGGUUAAAAUUUUUUAAAAAAACUUCAAUAAAAAAUAAACAUUUUAAAUGUG